Molecule: messenger RNA, 2431 nt
Organism: Malania oleifera
Lineage: Eukaryota; Viridiplantae; Streptophyta; Magnoliopsida; Santalales; Ximeniaceae
Product: luminal-binding protein
Exons: 8
Coding region: 188-2191 (667 amino acids)
Biological process (GO): cellular response to unfolded protein; protein refolding; endoplasmic reticulum unfolded protein response
Cellular component (GO): cytoplasm; membrane; endoplasmic reticulum lumen
Molecular function (GO): heat shock protein binding; ATP hydrolysis activity; ATP binding
Source: RefSeq, a predicted model, not a curated record
GUUCGUUCCGGAGACGCGGACCGCAGACGGAAGUUACCCUAUAUAAGCCCUGAAGGACCACGCGCCACUCAUCUCGCUUACAACUCCGCACCCACAAAGGCCUUCCGAAACCAUUCCGUAUAUAAACCAAUCUGGUUUCUAGAGAGAGAGAGAGAGAGAGAGGGUUGGGACGAAGAGUGACGACGCCAUGAACGGAUCAUGGAGGAGGCGCGGAUCUCUUAUCGUGCUUUCGAUCGUUUUCCUCGGAUGUCUUUUUGCAAUUUCCAUCGCCAAGGAGGAAGCUGCCAAAUUGGGAACUGUCAUUGGGAUAGACCUUGGCACAACAUAUUCAUGUGUUGGUGUUUACAGAAAUGGUCAUGUGGAGAUUAUAGCUAAUGACCAGGGAAACCGUAUUACCCCAUCAUGGGUUGCUUUCACCGAUAGUGAGAGACUGAUCGGUGAGGCUGCCAAGAAUCAGGCAGCUGUCAACGCUGAAAGGACCAUCUUUGAUGUCAAGAGACUUAUUGGAAGGAAGUUUGAGGACAAAGAAGUACAAAGGGACAUGAAGCUUGUCCCAUACAAGAUUGUGAACAAGGAUGGAAAGCCUUAUAUUCAAGUAAAAAUGAAGGAUGGGGAUAACAAGGUUUUCAGCCCUGAGGAGAUUAGUGCUAUGAUUUUGACUAAGAUGAAGGAGACUGCUGAAGCAUUUCUUGGAAAGAAAAUCAAGGAUGCUGUGGUCACAGUUCCCGCAUACUUCAACGAUGCCCAGAGACAGGCUACAAAGGACGCUGGUGUUAUUGCUGGGCUGAAUGUUGCAAGAAUAAUUAAUGAGCCAACUGCAGCCGCCAUUGCGUAUGGUUUGGACAAGAAAGGUGGUGAGAAGAACAUUCUUGUUUUUGACCUUGGUGGUGGCACAUUUGAUGUCAGCAUCUUAACAAUCGACAAUGGAGUUUUUGAGGUUCUUGCCACAAAUGGGGACACUCAUCUUGGAGGUGAGGAUUUUGAUCAGAGAGUUAUGGAGUAUUUCAUCAAAUUGAUUAAGAAAAAGUACGGGAAGGAUAUUAGCAAGGACAAUAGAGCUCUUGGGAAGCUGAGGAGGGAAGCUGAGCGUGCCAAGAGAGCCUUGAGUAGCCAACACCAGGUCCGUGUGGAGAUUGAAUCACUAUUCGAUGGUGUGGAUUUCUCUGAACCACUGACUCGAGCUCGCUUCGAAGAAUUGAACAAUGACUUGUUCAGAAAGACCAUGGGACCCGUGAAGAAAGCUAUGGAAGAUGCUGGAUUGGAGAAACGCCAGAUUGAUGAGAUUGUUCUUGUUGGCGGUAGCACUAGGAUUCCAAAAGUUCAACAACUCCUCAAGGACUACUUCGAUGGGAAGGAACCCAACAAGGGUGUGAACCCAGAUGAAGCAGUUGCUUUUGGUGCUGCUGUCCAAGGAAGCAUCUUGAGUGGAGAGGGUGGUGAAGAAACUAAAGAUCUCCUUCUCUUGGAUGUGGCUCCACUCACCCUUGGCAUUGAGACUGUUGGUGGGGUGAUGACCAAGUUGAUCCCAAGAAACACUGUCAUACCCACUAAGAAAUCCCAAGUUUUCACUACUUACCAGGAUCAACAGAGUACUGUGUCCAUUCAGGUUUUCGAAGGUGAAAGGAGUCUGACAAAGGAUUGUAGGAACCUUGGGAAAUUUGACCUGACUGGAAUUCCUCCAGCCCCAAGGGGGAUCCCUCAAAUUGAAGUCACAUUUGAGGUCGAUGCUAAUGGUAUCCUGAACGUCAAGGCCGAGGACAAAGGCACAGGCAAAUCUGAGAAGAUCACCAUUACAAAUGACAAGGGUCGCCUGAGCCAAGAGGAGAUUGACCGGAUGGUUCGGGAGGCAGAAGAAUUUGCAGAAGAAGACAAGAAGGUGAAGGAGAAGAUCGAUGCACGCAACAGCUUGGAGACCUAUGUGUACAACAUGAAGAACCAGAUUAAUGACAAGGACAAGCUUGCUGACAAGCUGGAGUCUGAGGAGAAGGACAAGAUCGAGACCGCUGUGAAGGAAGCCCUUGAAUGGCUUGAUGACAACCAGAGCGCCGAGAAAGAGGACUAUGAAGAGAAGCUCAAAGAAGUGGAAGCUGUAUGCAACCCAAUCGUCUCGGCAGUUUACCAAAGAUCAGGUGGAGCCCCAGGCGCUGGUGCGUCAGAUGGAGGAGAUGAUGAUGAACAUGAUGAGCUGUAGGAAGUAUUUUGACCUUCAUUGGUGGUGACGGAGAUUAAGAGGACAACAUAGAAGAAUAGGCAGGCGAGAUGAUGUUGCUGUAAUUUUUCCAAUGGUGGAAGGGAAAAUUUUCUCCCCUACCAAGUAUUUUUUUUUUCUUCAUUUUGGGUUUUUGAGGGGUGAAGAUACUUAAUAGGGAUCUUUUCUUGUUCCUACUCUGUAUGUUUUCUUGUCUUAAAACAAACCUUAAUUUCUAUUCCA